Messenger RNA from Achroia grisella, 1073 nucleotides. Its product is annotated as fatty acid-binding protein 1-like. Gene Ontology annotation, molecular function: fatty acid binding. Gene Ontology annotation, biological process: fatty acid transport. Bases 640 to 1041 code for a protein of 133 amino acids. NCBI's taxonomy places the organism in Eukaryota, Metazoa, Arthropoda, Insecta, Lepidoptera, Pyralidae. The transcript has 4 exons. The record is from RefSeq and is a predicted model, not a curated record. Gene Ontology annotation, cellular component: nucleus; cytosol.
CCAAUGAUUUUCCAUUACCAUAACCAGUAUUCAAAAAGGAUAAGGUCGGUACCUUAUACUUUUCAAAAUAAUCUACUGCAAACUACAAUAUCAGCAACAAAAUUACACUUUACAUUUACUAUAUUUUUUAUCACUGGUAAUCAACAGAACUAAAGGCUGAGGUCCGAAAAUUAAUAUUAAUAGAAAUAUACCACCAACCACAAACCACCUUUAGACUUGACUGUAUAGUUCUGUAAUGACAUUGCUUGGUUGAGAUAGUAAAAUUUAAUAGGUAUUAAGUAAUUAUUAUAUGCAAUUCUGUGAGAUGAUCCUGAUUAUCGUAAAAUGGCCUUUAAAUGAAGGUGGCGGUUUAUCGUCGACUUAUUUAUAAUUUACAACACUUUUAAGCGAUAAUGCAAUAAUAAAAUUAAAGCUAAGCAUUAGGGGCCAAAAUUGCAUUUGUACGUCGAACAGUCAUAAGAUAAUAUGAUAUGCUACCUAGCUACAACUUAUUGUAGUGACAACUUGUAAGAUAAGUAAAAAUUUAUCAUUAUCUUAUGAUUAGGCGGUAGGUAUAAAAGAGCGUAAGGUACGCACGCUUUUUGCAUUAUCGUAUUUUUAUUUCUUGUGAGUGUAACAUAUAUAUUAAUAUCAACCAAAAUGGCUUUUUUGGGAAAGCAGUACAAAUACGAAAGCGAAGAGAACUUCGAGGCAUUUCUGAAUGCCAUCGACAUUCCAGCAGAAGACAAAGCCAAAGCUGCUUUGUACAGACCCACACAGCUUUUAGAAAAGGACGGUGACACCUACAAAUACACAACAAUUAUUCCCCAGAGGACUAAGACCGUCACUUUCCAAUCUGGUGUAGAAUUCGACUAUGAGAUCAAGGAAGGCAUUACCAUUAAGAGUCUCUUCACUGUUGAUGGCAACACAGUGACCCAAGUAUUCACCGACCCUAAAGGAAGAUCCGCCACAUUCAAGAGAGAGUACAAUGGCGACAAAUUGAAAGUUACCGUCACUACCAGCGUCUGGGAUGGCGUCGCUUACCGAUACUACAGUGCUUAGGAACGUAGAAUUUAAUUAACUAGAUAAGGUUA